This is a messenger RNA of Seriola dumerili (greater amberjack), 1719 nucleotides long. RefSeq names its product cysteine and histidine-rich domain-containing protein 1-like. NCBI's taxonomy places the organism in Eukaryota, Metazoa, Chordata, Actinopteri, Carangiformes, Carangidae. The record is from RefSeq and is a predicted model, not a curated record. Bases 129 to 1400 code for a protein of 423 amino acids. The transcript is spliced from 11 exons.
AGAAACUUCUGGAGCUCUGACCUCAGCUUUAAGAGCAGGAAGGGAGAUAAUCCGACCAAGAAUCGAACACACAGUGACCGAAGGGUGAAGAAAAAAAAAAAGAAACCAAGACAAACCAACAGGCCAACAUGGCUCUGAUGUGCUACAACAAAGGCUGCGGAGAGAAGUAUGACGCUGACAAGAACAAGGACGACUCCUGCGUAUUCCAUCCAGGAGUCCCAAUCUUCCACGAUGCUCUGAAGGGUUGGUCCUGCUGUAAGAAGAGGACAACAGAUUUCUCAGAGUUUCUCUCCAUCAAGGGCUGCACCCGUGGGUGCCACAGCAACGAGAAGCCGCAGGAGCCUCUGCGGCCGGAGGUCGUGUCAGAUAAGAGGGAGAUUAAACACACCAACGGCCAGGAGAUAAUCUACCAGGGACCCAAAUCUGCAGAGAAGCUGAAGAAGGAGAGACCCAGUUCAGAUGAGCCCAUGACCAAGCUGCCCCAGAAAGUGUCUGCAUCGCUGGCUCAGGUGCUGGAGAAACUGGAAAUCAGUAAGAAAGCUGAGAAAGAUCAGAAAGACAGUGAGGUUGUCAUACAAGGGACAAGAUGCAAAAAUUCAGGAUGCAAAACGGCGUAUCAAGGCCCAGAGACAGACAUGGAGGUCUGCACCCACCACCCUGGUGCACCCGUCUUCCAUGAGGGGUACAAGUACUGGAGCUGCUGCUGCAUUAGAACAAUAGACUUCAAUGCUUUCCUCGACCAGAAGGGCUGCACCACAGGGACACAUCGCUGGGUCCCAAAACAGGACAAGAAGAAGGUGGCUUGUCGACACGACUGGCACCAGACUGGAAAUAAUGUUGUUGUAACAAUUUACGCCAAGAACGCAAACCCUGAACUUUCCUGCAUAGAGGCCAACCGGACAGUGCUCUCGUGUCAAAUCCAGUUUGAGAACAAUAAGAUUUUCAAGAGAGAGUUCCACAUGUGGGGGGUGAUCAAUGUCAAACAGAGCUCAGUCAACAUGGUCCCAUCCAAAGUGGAGAUUUCCCUGCGUAAGGCGGACCAGGUGGCCUGGGGCAAACUGGAGGACCCCAACUACAAACCGGAGCCUGAGCCCGUAGAGGACUCCCUCGCCGAAACCAACGAGUCUCACCAGCCCGACUGGGACAUCGACGACGACGACAUCAGCGACUCGGACGAGGAGUGGGCCUAUGACACACCGCAGAACAAACAGCAGGAAAAGAGAGAGGAGCAGAACAGGAAAGCUGAAGACAUGCAGAAUUUACAGAGGAAGGAGGUGGAGGAGGAGAUGAAGAGGGCAACGGAGGAGAGGAGGAAGGCGGAGGAGGAGAAAAAGAGGCUAGAGGAACAGAGGAGGGAGGAGGAAGCGGAGGGAUUUGAAGACAUGCCCGACCUUGAGUAACUCCUCUGAAAAACAGCGUGUUGAUCGGAUGUGAUUUGCAUUAUCAGGGCAGAAAACUCUUUAAUUCAAAACUGAUUUUUGUAAUGAGUAAAAUCAAAUGUUUAUUUCAGAGAUAAUUAGAUUCCAACUCCAUGUUUUGUAGCUACAAAUGAAUUGUGGUACUUUGCAAACACCUUCUAACUUUGGACGACCCAAGAGGUUGAUUCUCUUGAAGCAGUUACUUACAUUAUUGGUUGACAAACACACUGGACCCUUUAUGUUUUAUUUUAUUUGAAUUGUAGUGUGAUGUUUUUCUCCUCAAAUGUGAAUAUACUCUGUA